AUGAGAAGAGACGCCUUGUGCAAACUAUCUUUAGUCGGCACAGCAAUGUUAGCCUUGAGUUAAGUUGGAAAAGUUUCUGCAACUAGUGGAGUUCAGACUCUCAGUCAGACUUAUUCUGAUUGUUACCAAUACGCUAGACUUACUGACUGCACAGAUUGCUAUUAAGUCGGCACCACAUAGCAAAAUGCAAUUACUAGAUUCCCCUACAGUUCUUCAACAUCAUAAGUUUUCGGCACAGCUUAAGAUUACGAAUAAGUCCAAUGCUCCUUCGUUGGUGAGUGUCCAGAUGGAGUCUAAAGAAAUACUUGCAGCUGGUAGAGAUACUAGACCUUUACUUGUGUCAAAGACUUACUCAAUUUGGGAUCUUAUAUUGCAACUACUAGUACUAACUAUCCAGCUUAAGCAAUGAGCUAUUUCAAUACACUUUUCACAAAUAACGCUAAUUUCCAGUUGGCUGCCUCUCAAUAACUCAACCUCUUCAUUACAAUGACCAAUUCUCUACCUAACCAUUGCUACUAUGUUGACCACAACGCACCAUCUGGUUCCACAUCAGCCUUCCAAGCUUAUGGAUUGAUCGGUGUUUUCAACCCUACACUAUUAUUCAAUGAUAUUUACCUUGCUCAAGCACUUGGUGGUGAAGCUGAUCUUGAUUACGUUUACUACAGAGCUGACGAUCAAUAAGAUUUGGAUAACUAUCUCUGCGACCACACCUGGGCCAAGGCAAGCUUCCUCCCAGCUACUACACUCCACGUUGAAUUCUAUGGUAGAUUGACACUUGUACCUGCCGCAGGAGGUAAUCCAGCUUCCACUACCUUGACAAGUAGAUCAUGGGAAUACAGCUAUCAGAGCAGCUUUUCUAUGCUUAGACUACCAGACUCCAGCCCAAUUGUUGGAGUAGCAUUGAACGGAGUUUUCUUCUUCGCUGGAUCAUCUCACUAUGGAUACGACGCUUUCUUCCCAAAGGCCUACGGAACCAGAAAAUCACCAGAGGCUAUCGAAGUUGAUGUCUGUCUAGGUACUGCUGACAACUACAAUACCUAUAGAUAUCACAUGUUCUCACCAUGCAUCUAUGAUAUUGCUUUGAGAGACAGAGCUAUGGACUGCGCCAACGAUGCCGUUUGCUCAAAAGAUGUUAGAAACCAUUCUCUUGCACACAUUCCUGAGCAACUCAAGACUCAAGACCCAAUUGGAAUCGCCAAGGACGGAAGAAUCAUCUAUGGACCAUACAGAACUGAUGGAUUACUUUGGCAACCUUGCGAUGUGGAUAUCUGCAACGGAGUCAAAUUCUCUAGACUUAAUUACGGAUAUGUCGCAACAAUGUUCCAUCCCUACAUUGUUGGAUGCUGGGGACCCGGUAACAGACCAGUUAAGAGAAGCUAAUCAUGCUCAACCAACGGUAGAUGGUGCGCUUCAGGCUCAAACCUUCUCACCAGUAUUGCUGUUUUGGCUCUCACAAUUUCAGCUCUCUUUUAUUGA
Molecule: messenger RNA, 1476 nt
Organism: Stylonychia lemnae
Lineage: Eukaryota; Ciliophora; Spirotrichea; Sporadotrichida; Oxytrichidae
Source: the annotation of a GenBank genome assembly